UAUAGGAAAAUUUAUAAAUGAAAAGACGUUUGGAUUGGGUUUUAUAGUACUUUUAUUUUCACACAUUACAGCAGUUCUUAUUCUAUUUUGCAAUCACUUUAUAAUAAUGAAAGGGAUAUUCGAUAUGGCUCGCUUUCUUACGAAACAAUACGCGAGGAAGACCACUGGAAGCACGGUAAAUUGAGAUGGUUUAGGCUUCCGUUCGUGGGAACACUGUAAUUGUGGUUAUGAUCAGCGGAGCUCAAGUUCGUUCUGAUUUUCUUGAUCAUCUCCCGUUUUCUUUCCAAAGCAAUUGCGCGAAGGUGGAUGCGCAGUAGAAUGGUGGGGAUAGAAAGGUUCCUGAAAUGUGAGAAGAAAAAGCUCUUUUGAAGUGUAAUACUAUAGAGUGUACUACACAUACCAUGUGCAUGUAUACAUAGUCGAAGGAACGCACGUGGUUCAAGCAUAAUAUAGGUUAUUUAAAUGUUUAUAUUUGAAUCACGUUUUAAGGCAAUACAGAGUUUUUAAUCGAAUCUUCUGUGCCUAAACACACGAUAAAUGUAUUAAAAGUGCUCGUAAUUAGAGUUUCAAGUUAUUUAUAAAGUAUAUGUAUAAUUUUAUAUAUAGUAAAUUUUUCGAUAACCAUGAAACUUAAUUCGGAAAACAACGAAAUGGAUAACAAUCAAAUUAAUAUCAAGAAAAGAAGAAAACGAAAAGCUAUAGCAGAAGAUGAAGGAACCAGUAAUGUGGAAGAACUGAAUAAAAGUAGCGAUGUAAAUAUGUUAGAAAAAAACUCACCCUCGAAAGAAUAUGGAGUCGUUAAAAAGCGUAGAAGGAAAUGUGAGCCAGAUGCGCUUGAAAUGUCUAGAACAUCUGAACAAAAGGCCAAAAUUAAGGACUUGAAAUCGAUACAAAGUACAAAACGUAUUGACAAUGAUGAAGAAAAUGUAGAAGAUAAUAAAGACAUUAAUAAUCCAGUAGAUGGGAAAUCCAUGCGGGCUUCUUUUAAUUCUAUCAAUGGUUUAGAGUGUUUACGACAGUUUGUCAAGUCUCAUAAUGAGAACAAAGAAAGAGAUAUGGCUGCAGAAUAUUUAAAUGCAGGUGGCAAUAUUCUUGAAUUGUUAAGAUUAUUAGAUAACACAGAUAAGAAAAGUAUUGGUUCUUCCACUGUUGUUUUUUCUGCAACAAGAAUAAUAUUGUUAAAAAUUAUGGCAGAGUAUCCACAAUAUCAAUCCAGUGCAGAAGGAGCAUGUAGGCACUUAAUUAACUCGCACCUACCAUUAGUGCAUUCUAUGCUUUCUAUUCAAAGUAAUGCAAAACAACGAAAAAUUAUCCUGCAAUUGUUAGCUGCAGUAGUUUCAUUAGGUCGUAGUCUGCCACGGGAAUUGAUUGCUCAUCUUUCUUUAGAACCAGAACUUAUUAAAUCUCUUGCAAGGCACACAAAGCCCACAGAUAGUCAGAAUAUAAGAAAUUGUUUCAUCCAUUUCAUUCUUGCUUUCUUGAUAGAAGGAAAUGUAUCGUCCAUUAGAGCUCUAUUGAAUAAACAUGGUCUAUUUUCUAGUAUAUUUCCUGAUUUGAUAUAUGAUUCCAAAGAUAUUGUUGCUUUGAUAGUAACCACAUUGAAGAUUCAUAUUCUUCAAAAUUCGAAAAUUAGUAAGACUAUGAAAUUACAUAUAUUCACAACAUCGGUCAUUCAAAACCUUGUGUAUCUCUAUAAUUGGAAAGGUCCAAAUAAUUGGCCAGGAAAUAAAACACAAAAUUCUUUUACCGAAAAUCCAGAAUAUCUUGAAGAUAAAAAGAUUAUAAAUGAAAUAGUACAUGACUUUUUAACUGUAUUAUUAACAUCUCAUCGAUAUGGAAUUAUAUUCCAUGAUCAUACACUUGGUACAUCACGUACUAAACAUAAUCAGUUAGUGAAUAUAAUACUUCAAAGUUUGGACCGUCCUUGGGAACAUGAGAAACCAUCGGAUUUGGUAAUCCGAAUAGUGACUGCAUGUCCAGAUUUAAUUAAAUCACAGUUUACACUGUUAGAACAACAUCUUGAAGCAAGACUAUCAACGAAAUGGAUUGCAGUAAUGAAAUUUGUGAGGGAGAUAAUAGUAUCGUUAGAUCCAGAGGUUUGCUUUAGAAUAUGUUCAGUGGAAUUAAAUGUAUCUCAGUUAGCUUCUGCAGUAAUGUCGUUACUUCUAUCAGGGACAGUAUUAAAACAUGCAAUUUUACCAUCUUUAAUGCAUUCAAGUAUAGUAGUCAGACAUGAAGCAGUACUUACACUUAUAACAAUGUUUAAUCAAAUACAAAAGUUUUUGUUAGCUGCAAAAGUAAAUUACAACGAAUAUACUGAUUUUUAUACUUUUAAAAACUCUAUGUUAGAAUAUAUCCUGAAGAAUGCACCCAAUAUAAAUACAAUAUUGGAUGUGUGGAGUUACGUAUUUGUACCAAAUGAAAUUGAACAUGACAGUACAAACAAAGAAUGCAUUCCAGAACCAAAGAAAGAUGAACAUUUGUUAGCCAUUUUAAACUUAUUACACCUGUACAAUGAAAUAUGUCCGAAAUUAUUGCAUGCAUUGUUACAUAUACCGGCCACUACAUUUUUAAGUCCAUUAAAUACAUUACAAGAUGUUGAUAUUCUUCAGCUUAACACUAUACAAGUGAAAGCUAUACAGUUUUUAAUCAUUCUGAAUCCUGCUGAAUUUUUACCGCAAAAAAAAGUAUUUACCGACGCAUUAACAUUUCUACUGUCUCUUUUGAAUAAUGAAGACACCUUCGAUGUAUCAAGUAUAAAAUCAACGAUAAAGAUGUUACUGAACGUUACCGGUAUGUUUGAAGGAUGCAGUGAUCAUUUAGAUAUUUGGAUCAAUGGUUUCAUAAAUCUAGAUAAAAAGCAGGAAGUAGUUGAUUGGUUUGUUCGUCUUUUAAAAAAGGUUGCAAAAAAUAUGGAGAGAUAUGUAGAUGAAAUUAUAAAAACAGACGAAACUAUUAGCGAAGGAGUCAUUUAUGCUGGACGGUUAGAAGAUAUAUUUAAUGAAUUGAUGGAUAAAAAUACUACUCAUAAAAGUUCAGAAAAUAAUAUUUUACAUAUGCAACGCUUUACGUCGAUAUCGCCUUUGCUGUGUUGCAUGUUACAUAAAAUGGAGAAAAAUGUAGAUCCUGCAAUAUUAUCGUAUGCUUCUUAUGUAUUAAUUCAUACAUUACACUAUCAAGCUUUGCCACAGAGCAUAAUACAUUUGACAAGAAAUAUACAGGAUUUACCAGUUCAGAAAUAUUUACAAAGCUGGUCAGAGGGCAAUGACCCUAUUUAUAUUGAAGAAGUAAUUCCGUCUAUGGAUUUAUUAUGUAAAUUGAAUCGAUUAUUGUUAGAUAAUACUAACAUACAGAUAAACGAAGUAUUUAGCGGUGACAAUACAGUGACUUUUACGUAUAAUAAUGAAGUUAUUAAAAUUCAACAUUCUUUAUCAGCAUACGAAAUCAUGUGCCUAUUCAAGAUGACCGUAUUUUAUUUAACACAAUUUGCUAAACGAGGACUUUUAUCAACGAUUCAAAUCAGUAAAUAUAAAAUUCUUUUAAUAUCUCUAUUACAUCUUGCGAAAGAAAAUCGGGACGAUUCUACACUAGUGGAGGAAUGUGCAAAAUCUGUUUUUGCUCAUCCAAUAAUAUUGUAUUAUUUUUCACCACUUUAUCAGAAGAGCAAAGACCUCACAACGAAUAUGAUAUAUAAUAUAACUCUAAUAAUACAUGAUAUUUGUAAAGAAAUGGUCCACUUCUACGAAAAGUGUAACGUCAGAACACUAGUUUCUCAGUUUAGAAAUAAAUUACUUACGCAAUUACACAAAAUGAUAGAUAAUCAUAAAGGCGACGAUAAUAUAAAUAAUGUUGAAACAAUUACAACAUUGCUGGUUUUAUUGGAAUUAACGCCGCAAGAUAUUGUACAUAUAUUGAGAAAGCUUGUGAAAUUAGAAAAUUCUAUAUUUAUUUCAAAAGAUGGCGUAAAUUUGUCAAAAUAUGGAUACAUAACUGCAAAACUUUUAGAGAUUAUUAGCAUUAAAAAUAUUAAAUCCCAGCGUAAUUCGUUGCUUCAAUUAGACGUGGAAUUUGUGAAAUGUUUAUGUUCACAUCUCCUUAUUUUGAAGUCCAAAGAAAUUAUUAAUAUUGAAAUGUGGGAAUCUGCUUUGCACGAAUACAUUUCAAAAUUUCCAUAUAAUAUUGCUGGUAUCAAUGCAGAUAUCUUUUCGUCGUUAUUAUCAACAAAAUGUAAAGAUACAACUAUAAAGCUUCUUUCAUUUUUGAUUAGUAAAAACAUAAAAUUUAUGUCAAUCUUCGCAGAAUACAUGCUAAAUUCUGAGAAAAUUAAAGAGAAUUUUAUAGUGUUCCCAAUCAUUGCAAAUAAUUUAAAUCUCAAAUGGAAUCAAGAAUUUCUGCAAAAAUUAAAGAUAAAUUAUGAAACUGAAAUUACAUCCUACAUAUGUAAUCCCAAAGUCACACAAAUUUGGAUAGAAGAAAAUGUGAAUGCAGUUUCCUAUUUAAUUGAAAAUGCAUUCGAUCUUAAGAGUUGUAGCGAAAUAUGUAAUACUAUUUUGCAAGCAGGAGACAAAUUAGAUAUGGUAUCAAUUCAUUAUAUACACAUUAUCGAAAGUGUAUUUAAGAAAUGCUCAACUAUGGAAGUAGGCAAUGAAAAAUUUAUCAUGAACCUAUUACUAGUUCUUCUUCAUAUAACUACUUUGACAUUAAAGAAAGAAUCGAAGAAUGUGACGAAACUACGUAUUCUUUGUGAAAAGCUGAACAAUAUAGUUAAAAAUUUACAAGACACGAAGGAAAACUUUGUACUUGAAACAAUAAGUAGUAAUCAUUCGUGGCCACAAUUCUCACGUUUUUCAUUAAAAUUAGGUUUUAAGGAAUUAAAGAACAAUAAGCAACCGUUGCCAAUAUUAAAAACAUUAAGCGCUUUAUGUGAUAUUGCGUUUGAAAACGAUAGUAAUAGCGAAUACGCCAAAAUUUUGUUCGAAAUGACAGUUUCUCAUUCUGAAUUCCUGAACAUCCUAUUAGAAUCGACAAAUACAAAAAGAGAUCUAAUAGAAUUAUUGUGGAUUCUCAUGCAGAAGAAUAAAACUGUUAUAGCAUUGGCACAUGUACCCGUUUAUUUGGCAGCAUACAACGGUACUUUAAGCGAAGCCGACCAAUUCCUUUUACUUAUUUUACAAUAUUACGAAAAUAAUAAUAUUAAUAUUUCCGAGUAUCAACCAUAUCUAUGGGGGAAUGCAGCAGCAGUUCACUACAGUGUAAAGAGCGAAAUACAUUUAAAUCUGUGGAAACAACCAUCUACCACUCAAGUUUUAAAUUUAUUUGAGGAGGAUGUUAUUAGUAACACUAUAAAAAAUUAUCCCGUGAAUAGAGCGUUGAAGGCUACUGAAUUAUACGAAGCACAUGAUACAUAUGAUCCUGCAUUUUAUUUACCGUUAUUAUGCCAUUCAUUAUCUGAAAAUAAUGUUGUAUCUUGUUUGAAAAUAGCUCAAAGUGGUGCUUUAGCAUUAGCAUUUGUUGCAUGUAGCAGUAAUCAUUCUGAUGUGCGUAUGGCAGCAUAUACUAUCAUUGCUAGAUAUUAUACUCACUUAGAAGCUUUAAGCUCUAAAACAAAAUUAUUACGAAUGCGAUUAAUAGAUGCGUUACGUUAUGGCAUUAUGGCACUAGAAUCGAAGCUGAAUAAUGUGCGUUUAAAUAGUUUAGUAUCCAUAUUUUUCGCAAGGACAUCUUUAAUUGCAACACAACCGUUACAUCCUCUGUAUUCGCGUCUGCAAAUAUUUCUGAUGGCUAAACCUGCAUUAGAUGUGUAUUCAAUACCAGAACUAUUACAACUGUUUCAUAGUUCUGAUAUAGAAUAUAAAGCGCAUAGGCAUUGGGUUCUGGAAAAUAUUCGUGAUGGUAUGAAAACAGAAAGUGAAUUGGAUGUAGCAUUUAAAUGUGUUCUGUUUAAAAUGUUGUUAGAUUUUUAUACGUGUAAUUUAGCAGAUUCACGUACAAAGAAAUUGAUAUUGGAAAUCAUUUGUGUUACACUGAAAAUGACUAAAGCUUGCAUACUUCUUAUGAAAGGAUAUGGGCUACUUCCAUGGUUAUUAAUUAUUGCAAUGAAUUUGCGAGAUAACGAUGUUCAAUCUGUCGAGCUUAUUAUCAAAAUAAUCGACGCACUUUUGAACACUAUACUAAAAAUGAAAGAGAAUACUAUUCACUAUAGAUCGAUGCUUUUAAGUAUUUCAUUGAAUUUAAAAUCACACUUAUCUAAAGAUAUCAAAGUCACAGUGUUUACAUUAUACAUGAAUGUUUUGCAAAAGUUAUUCCUGUCCAAACACAUACAAAUGAUUGUUGCUAAGGAACAUUUAAUAGAAAUUCUUGAAUUUUCCAAGAAGCUUUUAGGCGAUUUGGAUGAGUGUGAAGAUAUAUUAAAUUUUGGUUGUGAAUAUGUAACUAAAAUCAAUUGUUCCGAAAGUGAUAAUGAAAUUGAAGUGGCACGGAAUUGUCUAAGAACCAUGCUAUGGACAUGGAGUAGUCACGAAAAAAGAUAAUACAUCUACACAUUUUUAUACACUUUGUAAAUAUUAACAAUACCGAUUUACGAAACAGGUACAAGAGCCGAAAGACUCGUAGGUCUCGAUUAAGAAAGAAGAACCAUGUUGAAUGAUGAAAUUUGAUGUAGACAGUUUCAAAUGAAACAAUCCUAUGAACGUAGAACAAAUAAACAUCAUUUUUACUAUCA
Megalopta genalis is the source of this 6721-nucleotide messenger RNA. The record is from RefSeq and is a predicted model, not a curated record. NCBI's taxonomy places the organism in Eukaryota, Metazoa, Arthropoda, Insecta, Hymenoptera, Halictidae.